UCUGACUUUUACUUUAAAUUACUACACCUUCAUGGUUCAAAGUCAGUUGCCCCAAAGGCCAGAUCAAAUGACCCUUACCCUUUUGUUUAGAGUAAAACAAACCAAACACCUCGACCUUAAACAAGACACUCAUGAAUAGAAACUACAGCCUUUUUUGUUGUCAAGAAGUUUGUAAUGUUUUCUCUUGGGGGAAAUGUAAGCCGUGGUUUUGUAACUCGGCCACCUGGCUUUGUUUCCGAUGACGCGUGUUCGAAGGCUGUUGUGUCGGCGAUUCUCCCGCCGACAAUUUAGCAGUUUCCUCCCUCUACAUCAUACCAUCUCAGCCCGCUCGUCUUGUUUAUUUGCCGAGGUUAUUCGGUGGGAAAUGUCGUGCUGCUGAGAGGUGUGAAUAUUGAGUUUGUGGACAUCCAUCUUAUCAGAUAUCAAAUUAUUUUUGAAGAGUACAAGUUUCGCCGGGUUACGGAAUAAUUUGGAUAAAUACUGCCUUGUCAGAUGAGGAAUUCACAACACAACGAGGGGCGAACAUCAUUUCACCGCCGAGUGAUAAAACAAAAAUAACUUUCCAGAUGUGACUAGCGCUGCGCUUGGAGGAAGUGAUUGUUUGUUUUCUACAUCACAGAGCACUGGCAUUUUAAGUUCUUUCUUUACACGCGUUAAUUAUCCUGUUUUAUCGAGCACUUAACACUUUUGGCUAAGUCAAAAGGCCAACAUUGGAAAGAGUGAGAGCAAACAUCUUAAAUGCUGCGAUUUGGACGACUGCAAAAGCUUCAACUCGCACGAUAUUCUCGCGGAGAACAAUCAGGCAUGUUGCAGUUGGGGUUUCGACCGGCAAAAUAAAAUAACUUUCGCUCCAAGGAAUCGGAAGCAAUGAUCGAGGCAGUUUUUAUUCGCGACUGACGGAGUUUGGAAUCCAGGGCGAGUUUUACGUAUCGGUGCCGUGGGAAACCAACGGGACGACAUCAGGACAUUUCAGACUUUCCUUGUCGGUUAUUUUGCCCGGUUACCCCGUAUCCUGCAAUACGGCAAUCCAGCUAGGGAAACUCCUGCCUUUCCACAGACGGUGUGACACCGGCAGCAUUUUGCCUUUGAGCCGCAUCAAUUGAAACAAUCAGAUCAAAGUCUUUUUGAAAGUGCUCUCCACCGCCGCCACAAUGUCCGCAACGGCAAAGUCCGAGUCCUUAAGGACCCAUCGUGAUGCACGGCAGUACUGCCAGCGUCGACACCAGAAAACCAUGGGGAAGUGCGCCCGUGAGGAACGGCAGAGCGACGCGCUCCUCGCACGCCAACUCCGUCACAUCCAGAAAUCCAGAGCCUACCGGGAGAAGGAGCUGGACCGUGAACAGGAGAAAUGCUUGACGGACCUUGUGGCGAUCUUUGACCGCCAGUGUCAGAUAGCCACCACCAGGCUUGCUCGGAGAUUGAAAGACGCACUUGGAGACAAAGAGAUUGUAGAAGGAUUAUGGAGUAAGAAAACUGACAAUGACCAACACGUUGGCAGAGCAAAACGAGAUGGUUUAAAACAAGCAGGAACGCAUCACUCCCUGCUUAACGGCAAUGUUAGGAAUUCAUUUGGUAACACUUCACGAGGGUUAACACUUACUGAUACACCUUCACAUAGGCAACACCACAAUGGCUACAAAGUACCAAAUAAUAGAAUAACACCAGUGACUAGUUUAUCUAAAGAUAAUCGCAUCAUCAGACCUGAUUCACCGGUACCAUGGCAACAGAGGACAAGAGCAAAGGGGCAUCAGCAACUGCCAAAUCUGAAUCAAAAUCAGUUGUUCAGAAACCAACUCAGCAUCCGGGAAUCUGUACUGCUCCAAGUAACCAAUGGAGGCGUUGCUAGGAGACCAACAUCUUGUCAGCAGAGAGCCACAAGACCAAAGACAGCCCCGGAAAUAGGGGAGACAUGCUGGUCAUCAAACAGCCGUUGGGAUGAGCUCGCUUCCCAGGUACGGUGUCCUCAACACUGCAAAGAUGCUCCCGCUCACAUUAGUACGGCUAGGAGUCUAAGGUGUCUGCUACAUGACACCUCAGAAAGCAAGACGGCAACACCUGUCUUGGAUGCGCCAGAGGAUGUAAGUUUCCGUCGGCAAUAUAUGGCAUGCGUCAUGUCACGUAAGCUACCAGUGAGCGGGUUACGAAGCGGGAGCUUCGCUCAACAAGAUGACGUCAGAAAGAAGAUGGAAGCACGGAGGAAAUGUAUGGAAGAAUUGCGCAUGACCAAUAGGCAGAGGGCCAAGUCGGCUCCUGCUGGACUGGUGCGCAUGUUCAGAAAUGACCUUUCAGCUAACUAAAAUGUAAGGACAAUUUGAAAGCAGUAGGAAGAUGAUCGCAACACAUUUGCCGAAACAUUUGUUCUUUGACAGAGCGUCACAAAGGUUGUUUUUAAGUGUGAUAUCGACUCGUAUGGAACAACAAAUGUCUGGAGUGCCAUUUGUUUUUAGUAAUAUUUGGUAUUUUGCACCUAGAAAAAAGUGGUUUGAUGUAACACUGAUUAGCUUAACACGAAGUUACCCAGAUUUUAAAGAGGUUUCUGUGAAUUGAAUUUAAUACUUGUAAAUUGUUGUAGCUUGUAAACUGGUGAUGUAACUAAAGGAUGUUGCAUGUAUUAAUAUAACGGGGGAAAACAGUUGUAUUGUUUGAAGCGAUAGUGUGGAAGAGAAAGACUGAAUACAUACGUGUCCCAAAAAAAAUACAUGUCGUAGUUUUGAUCCAAAAUAUCUCUGUUGUUUACCAAUGGAAUUAAACCAAAAUUUCAAAUCAUAUAAACAAGGCAUGACAAAUUGUAUGAAGCAAGUGUCAUCGGCUUUGUGCAAGAGGCUGCGAUCUAAACGACAUACGAAAAAAAAUACUUUCAUGAUGUCGAUACGGCGCUGGUACAGAAGACGCGUGUUGCGGCCGACAAUGAAGCUUCUGAAAGAAUGCAACCAGGAUCACCCUUGAUAUCACUGCACACCUCCUCGAUCAUGUUUUGCGACAAACUAUCGAGGUGUGCAAUGACAUCGCGGAUGAUCCUGCAUUCAUUUACGGAAGCUUAUGACCGCAGCACGCACCUUCCGCAACGCGUCUCCAUCGUUGUAUCGACAUUGGAGGACACCAAGUCGAAAGUGACAGAUUAGUGAGUAUUUUUGUUUCAUAUGGCGUUUAAAUCUUACCCUUUUGCCCCAAGCUGAUGAAACUCGCUCCAUAAAAAUUGCCAUGCCCUGUUUACAUGAUCUGAAUGUUUGGUUUAAUUCAACUGGUAAAUAAUGGAGUUAUUUAGGAUCAAAGUUGGACAUUUUGAGUUGGAUUUCUUUAACAACCAGGAUGAUAAUUAUUUGGCACGCAAACAAGAAAUAGAAUCAAAUUGUGAAUGUUAAUCAAGUUUUUAAAAAGGUAACUAACAACAUAUUGAACACAAACAAUGUAAAAUCCAAUGUCCAACAACUUUAAUCUAAUCAAUCACAAAAAAUGUAAUUUGGCACAAUGAUUCUAAUACUGUUUUCAAUCUCGAAAAGCAAUUACUUUCAUGAAUAUUUUUAAUACAUUGCACUAGGCAGUGAAUAUUCAUUUUU
This is a messenger RNA of Patiria miniata (bat star), 3557 nucleotides long. RefSeq lists its product as uncharacterized. NCBI's taxonomy places the organism in Eukaryota, Metazoa, Echinodermata, Asteroidea, Valvatida, Asterinidae. The transcript has 2 exons. The record is from RefSeq and is a predicted model, not a curated record. Bases 1152 to 2297 code for a protein of 381 amino acids.